GGGUUCGUCCGGAGCUGCGAUUGGAUGGAGACCCUGGCCAAGGAGACAGCUCCCUGCAGGCCCCUUCACCGAAUCCAACCCCACCCUCUGUUUUGUCAUGCUGCUUUCCCAGCCUUAGUCCCAGAGGCGGCGGGACUCUGGAGCUGCUGGAUCUUCACCUCUGCUGCAAGGGGAGAAGUGGGGGGAGGGGUCAAGUUUUGGACAGGAGGGGGACAGCUCUCAUCCCGAAUUCCACCGCUCCAAAACGAAGCCACGAUGCUACACUGGAGGCUGUUGGGGGGAGAUGAGAAAGCUCAGCUUCAGGAGCUCAACGCCCGCCUCUACGAGUAUGUGUCCCGGGUGCGGCAGCUGGAGCAGGAGAACCAGCAUCUCCUGGACGAGCUACAUAAUCGGAGAGGAGAGGAGGACUGGUGGGCGGCAUGGCAGGGACGAUACCAGGCGGAGGUAAGCAGCCUGAGGCGGCAGCUGGAGGAGCUUAGCUGGGACAAGUCCCUGGCAGAGGGGGAGCGGGUCAGCCUGUGGCGCGAGCUGCAGGACCUACGACUGCUGAGCGAGGAGGCGUGCGCCAUCCGAGGCCAGCUGGACGCCGAGCUAGGUGCGCAGCGGAGUCAACUGAAGGAGGCCCUGGGCGCUCGGGCGGCUCUGGAAGCGCUGCUUGGCAGUCUGCAGGACGAGCACCAGCGCCUGCUGGAGGGGCACGCCCGGGACGUGCGGGAGCUGAGAGAGCAGGUGUCUACCUUCUCUAUGCAAUUCCGCGCUCGCCAGCCUCCCCGGGAGUCCCAGCUCAGUCUGCAGGAGGUGCAGGACAGCUACGCUCUUCUGGUGUCUGAAUCAUGGCAGGAAACUUUCCAGCUGUACCAGGACAAGGUGCGCGAGCUAGAGGAGAAGGUGAGGCUGGGGCACGAGAGUCGGCAGGAAGCGGAGGAGGAGAAACGACGCUUUCAGCUCGAAGUAGAAUCCCUGCACCGGGAGGCCCAAGAGUUGGACCAGCUGCGCCAGAGGCUUGAGGAAGAGCUCCUAAGAAUGAGAGAGAAGUACGACCUGGAGAUGGAAGAGAAUCAGAGAGUAAUUGACUUCCUGGAAGAUGAAAAGCAGAAUUUGACCAUGACCAUCACAGAUAGACUAAAGGACUAUCAGGAACUAUUACAAGUGAAAACGGGCCUAAAUCUUGAAGUUGCAACUUACCGAGCCUUACUGGAAGGAGAAAGAAAUCCAGAGAUACUAGUAUGGACUGAACACAUACAGAAUGUUCCACGAGAAGUCAGGAAUACAUCAUACCAGCAUGCCAAUUCAAUUUUACAAAGAGAAAACAAACGGAAUAUAUACUCCAGAGAGAAAAUAACCUCAUCUGAUAAAAACAUCUCAGCACCAUACUCAAACCGAUCAACAUUCUUUGGACCUCAGUCUACUCUAGUGACUAGAAGUGAUUUCCUGGGUCCAAGCUAUUCUUCCUCUUCCACUCGAAGACAAGAAACCUCAUAUGAAAGGACUGCAAGAGAUCAUAGUAGACUCGGGACACCUCCUACAACAUGUGGCCUUUUGAGAAGCGGAGAAUCUCAGGUGAAAGUGAUUCCUGACAGGCAGAAAACAGAAAGUACAAGUAGAAUCACCACAUAUUUAACCAAAGAAUCGACAAGUGCUCAGAGACAGAGCCCACAACACAAAGAUAUAAGGAUGAGUACGUCUGUAAGCACUCAAUCACAAGAAAGGAGUGUUCUUCAGGGAAAGAAAACAGAGGAGAGAAAAUAUAAACUAGAACCAACUAAAGCAAGACAAGAGGAGAAAAUGUUUGACUCUAAAGAAAAGGCUUCUGAAGAAAGAAAUUUAAGAUGGGAAGAAAUGACUAAACUAGAUAAGGAAGCAAGAGAAAGGGAGAGUCUGCAGUUGAAGGGAAAAGGCAAAGGAAAUGAAUCAGUCAAGGAGAGAACUACGAUAUUUGGAGAAAAGAGAGAAAUACAGAUACCUGUUAGUUUUGAGGGACAUGGACAUGGAAAAGCAUCUCAAGAUAACAAAGUAGAAUUAGUAGUAAAAGAUAUACAAACAGUUCAAAAAAAGGGUGUCAGUGAAAGUAAGACUAAGUGGACAGAAGAGAGAGGGCUAAAGUUCAAAGUAGAUGCCAGUGAUGCUGCUGACUCCACAAAAGAUGACUCCACAAGAAAAACCAUAGCAGAAAAUAUAGUUUCCAGUAUCCUACAGCAGUUUGUGCAGCCUUCUGACCUAGAAACAUCUGCUGGUCCUCCUCUGGAUACAAAAGUCACUUAUGUAGAAAGGAAAGAACUUCCUGGUGUUGGGAAGGCAAAGACUGAGAUUGUUGUGGAGUCUAAAUUGCUUGAAGAGAUAGAUGUUUCAGAUGAAGACAGCCUGAAGCAUCUCUUAAGCAAGGGUGCGAAGGAAGUAGAGAUUAAAGGGAAAUCAGCAGAAAGCAUGAUAGGAGAUAUAAUAAAUCUUGGCUUGAAAGGAAGAGAAGGGAGAGCGAAAGUAGUUAAUGUUGAGAUUGUUGAAGAACCACUAGGAUAUGUAAGUGAUGAAAAGGCUGACUUUUCAACACCAUUUGAGGUAGAGGAAGUAGAUGAUAUCUCUCCAGGCUUUCAGAGACAUUUCAGUGAUGAGGAAGGCGAUGAAGAGACAAGUAUCACCUUCUCACGUAAUCAGCUUACAAAGACAAAGCAGCCCCGUGAGAACCUAACUCACUUUGAAGAAGUAACAGAGGCAAGUGACUCUGAAGGAGAGCAGAGAUAUUUUGUGUCUACUCCAGAUGAAUACCCAGGAGGAUAUGACAAAGAGGAAGAUUCUGUAUAUGGGCAAAUUCAUGUUGAGGAAGAAUCAACUAUCAAGUAUUCUUGGCAAGAUGAAGUUUCACAGAGCACAGAGAAGAGGAGAAAGAGAAACAACUUGCCCGGAGAUGAAUUUUCAAGUCCAUCAGAAGUCUUCUCCCCAGAAGAGGAUGUAGACUCCUCCCCCCUGAAGGUACACCUAAAAGGUGAUGAAGUGCAUGCUGAAUCCACUGUCACUGAAAAAGAAAUUAAAAUACCCCAUGAAUUCCAGACCUCGAUUAAAGGACUCUUCUCCAAAGAUCCCAAGCAUCAGCUGGUAGAGGCAAUUGGGCAGCUGGAAGGGAGCCUUCCUGAAAGUGUGAGAGAGGAUCUGUCUGUCUUAGCUAAGGAGAGUCAGAAGGACAGUGGCAAUAUUUCAGUUAAAAAAUUUGAGAAAACCACUGAUGGUGGAUCAGUCACAAUCGUUGCUGAAGUCAAUCUUUCGGAAACCCUUGAUGCGAAUCAGUUAGAUCUGGAACAACUAAGUAAAGAAGGUUCUAGCAAAGUAGAGAAAACUUUGCAGUCGGCAGUUCUGGCUAGUUCUCAAAAACACUAUGUCCAGGAACCUGAAAGCCCAGAUAGUAAACAUGGUCUAGAAGUUUCUGGUCCCAGUAUUAAAUCCAAGCGUUGGACCAGUACAGAAAUAUACAGUUCAUCUGAGAGAGAUGGUGGUGGUGGAGGACAUUAUACUGCUGAGCAUGUUUUUCAACAAGGUCCGGUUUCUGCAACUGUGGAAGUUAGCAGCCCAAGAGGUUUUGCUCAAUCACACAUCUUAGAGGACAUAAACCAGUCUGUACAGCAUAUUAAAAUAGGCCCCACUGAAAUUCGGAGGACAGAGCAAAUCUUUUAUGAAGGACCCACUUCACAAGUGGUAGAGAUGGAUGUGUCUAAUAGAGAAGAGAGCCCCAGCACUUCUAGAAGUACACAAGAAACUACCAUCUUCUUUUCCCCAAGAAAGGAAGCAAAAAUUCACAUUGUUUCUGAUGACGGUGAAUGGAAAGACAAUGAAAGAAGAAAGGACAAAGAAGCAAGUAUGGGUUUUCAGGCUUCUGCUGCUCAAGAAUACCAGGUUCACGGAGAACAAGUCACUGAGAAGGCUAUGUUUGAUAAAACAGUACAGCUGCAGAGAAUGGUAGAUCAAAGGUCAGUGAUUUCUGAUGAAAAGAAAAUUGCCCUCCUCUAUCUAGACAAGGAGGAAGAGGAGGAAGAGAAUGAUGGACAUUGGUUUUGAAAAUUUGAAUCUGAAAACAGAUUGAGUUUUAAUAGCAUCUUACACAAUAGUACCCUAACCAACACAUUGGUCAUUUAAAUUAUCUUGUUUUUUAGAAAGAGACUCACCAGUUGAGAAUUACCAAUCCCAAAUCUUUUUUUUUUUUUUUGGUGUAAAUUAAUAAAAAAAAAGCAAGCUCCAAGCAUUUUAAAUUUAUUUUAUGGACCUCUUCAUGGAGGAAUCACAUUAUUAUUUAGCAUAUUUUGAAAUUUUGAGAGAUUUGAAAAAUAACUUUAUUUCUCCAAUCUUUAAGUUUUUUAAUGAGUUUUCUGUUCAUUACCCAAGACAGUUUAUUGGAUUUGUCUUUGGCCACAGAAAUGGCAGGUUUCUAUUUAAAUGAAAAGGUCUUCUCUGUAAGUUAAGAUGCUUAAGAGUAACUAGUUAAAAUAACACAUAAAAGUAAAUUCCAUUUGCAUGUGCUAGUAUCAUAUAAGCUAACUUUUUAGGGAAAAAUAAACAAUUAGCUUGAGUCUCUUUGCAAGAGACAACAUUGCACUUUAAGGCUUAGCACAGACAGUUUUACAGAAAAAGAACCAUAAGUAGGAUUUGCCUUCAGUAGGAUUUGAGUUCAGUUUUUUCAGGAAAGCAUUUAAUUUGCCAUAAAAGGAAAUUCUGUUCUAGGUUGUGAACCAACAGAUUUCAAUCUUCCUUACUUUAAAAAUAUCAUAUUUAUUUAUAGAAUGACCAACUAAAUAUCCUAUUAGAAUAUUUUUAGUCAGUAUGCCUAUUCCAUAUUAUAAAACUUUAAGGAAAUAUAAGAUAGCAAUGUGCAUAGGUUAUAUAAUCAGUCUUAUUUCAAGUUGUAUAAAGACAGUCAAGAUAUUUAUUUUGUAGCUUUGUGUUGCCAAUUCCAUCAUUACCCUGACCUAGCCAAUGCUCAGUUCAAGUCAUAUUAUGCCUAAACUUCUCUUUACUUUUAUGAAGUUCAUGGCUUCUGAAUUCCUCAUAUUCAAUACUAACAAACAUUUACUAAGCAUCUACUUUAUGAAAGGUCAGAGAAGGCAAAUGAAUAAAAUCUUGGUCUCUGCCCUCAAGGAAUUUAUAAUCUAGUUACUCAAUAUAAUACAGUUCAAUUCAUCAAACACAGAAGGCAGAAAAAAGGUUCACAGAUAACGCUAAUGUAAUUAGAGAGUAUAAAUGUCUAUAACAGUAACAGUUUAAACAGUUGCAUGGUACAGCAUAAAAAGCACUAGAUGCUGAAUUGGGUGGGCUGGAGGCAAAUCUCCAUUCUGCUAGUUAUUAGCUGAGCGACCUUUGGCAAGUGAUAUGACCUCUGUAAAUUUCAGUUUUAUCAUCCAUCAAAUGGAGAUUACAUGUACUACCUAAAAGGAUUUUUGUGAGGAAAAUACUUUGAAAAAGAAUAUGCUAUGUAAAUGUGAGUUAUUUCUAUUAUUUUUGUAGAGGAAAGAGAAGUUUACUAUAGAGUUUGGGAUGCAACCAGAUAACAUUAGUAUAAUAUUUCAAUCUAUAAUAUUAUAAUAUAAUAUAAUAUAAUAUAACAUAAUAUAAAUAAUGAUAUAAUAUAAUAUAAUAAUCUAUAGUAUCAUAUAAAUUAUAUUAAUGUGGAAACCAAAUUAGAUAGAAGAUCUGCAGUAUGAUUGUAAAAAGUAAACUAUUGUACCUUAAAGAAAUGAAAGUCAAAUGGUAAACCUAUUUCAGCACUAUUACACAGGUCUUUUUCUUUCCAAACUCAGAUGAAUACAGUAGAAAUUCUUGGUUGAGAAUUUGCACUUUGGGAAGGAACAAAUAAUAAUUAUGAAUUUUGUUUAGGAAAGUAAAUAACAUGUUAAAAAUAGAAAAAGUUUUUUUGGGGAUGGAGAGGUGGGAGGAAGGAAUUGGCAGCAGUUCCUAGAACACAAUACAGGAUAAACUAACUGGGUAUUGAAACAAUAGGAUUUAAAAGGCUCCCUGCUACAGGUUUAGGAGACAUAUAUGUAUAGAUAAUAUAUAGUGGAGUUAAAGAUAUGUUAAUCACUGAAUUUUUAUUGAAUCAACUUUUAUCAUAUGUUCUAAUGAUAUAAUUUAGAAGCUGCUAUCUUUAAAGGUUCAAAGGUAUCUCAUAAAAUAAUAUCUCUAGGAACACAAGUUGGAACAUAUCAAGAAAAACAAUAUUUCAGCCAAGAAGACAGGCCUUUUUUUCCUCAUCUUUCCUGUCUCUUUUGCAAUGGUGCCACGUAACUGUGUAUAGGAUUGGAGUAAGACAUUAGGAAUAAAGUGCUAAGGAUAAUUUCAAUCUCAGUGCCAAGUUAUCUCGAUUUUUUAUUGCGGAUGGAUUUCAAAUUUGACUUAGAAUCCUCAAAUUUAAAAUGUACCUAUGUUCCUAGAAAUCAUACUUUUAAUCACUCUUUAAGGUGAUCUUUUAGAAAUAUUUCUUUUUUUGGAAGUUGAAACAGAUAAGAUUUAUAAGAAGUGACUUAUCCUGACUUACAUAUCAUCAGGAGAUGCAUGUUAAAUGGAGUCCAGCUUUUGUUUAAGGUGGUCUCUUUUUUAAUAGCCUUUUUUUGUGUAAAUGGAAGUAGAAAAAGAAGGGUGAAGUAUUUAAAUUGUAGUGUUUUAUUUUCUUUGUUUUUGCAUUCUCUUUCUUUGGCAUAAGAUCAUAGGAUUUAGAGCUAGCAAGGACCUUAGAGGCCCUCAAGUUAAACCCCAUCAUUUUGUAGAUGAGAAAACUUAGGAAGGUCAAAUGACUUGCCAGAUGUCACCCAGGUGGUAAAGUAGUGGAACUGGAAUUUGGAUCAGAAACCAGAUCCCCUAAACCUAGAUCCAGGGCACUUUCCAUUUUGCCAUACUAUCUCUCCAGUGAUCAGUAAUUACAUGACAAUACAGCUCCUUACUCUAGAAUCCAUUGUUUCAAAGUUUUAUUUUAAAAGUACAUGAGAAUUUUAGUUGCAGUUUAUACUAUUUAUGUAAUAAAAAUGUUGGUCAGAAUUCUUCAUAAAAUACCCAUUAUAACAGUCUUUUUUUCUGGGAGAGAUCAUUUCUGUUUUAAGCUUUUUUACUUACACAACUCUCUUAGUUGACCAUCUUCAAGAUGUUUUCUUAUUUUAAAGAUUAAGUGAACACAUUUAGUUAUUCUAAAAAUGUUAACUUUCUUCUUAAAGUUGAAAUACAUUCUUCAAAGAAGUGAAAAUAUCCUUCAAACAGUGGUAGGGAUUGGCAAUUUAGGGCAAAAUGCAAAAUGUUACUAUUACUUUGCCUUAUUAUGCAGGAACACUUCAUGCCUAUUUUAAAUGUAUGACUUUAUAGCACAAAAGCUUAGUGUAGCCGACACGAAAACACCUAGACAGUUCAUUCAGAAGAACAGCUGAUUUCAUUAAAUACACACAAGUCAAAGCCACAAUUUUGCAAUAUUUGGGCAAAACACAUUGACUUGUUGAACUUUUCACUUUUCAACUGAUUUUUUCUGACACUGUGCAGAUAUAACCUAUGUCUAUUUGAAGUGUAACAUUAAAAAAAAAAUCUCUGAAGAGCAUGUUUAGAAACUGUUUUGCAGAUUAGCAAUGUUUUGAGCCCUCUUUAUCUCUUUCAUUAUCAGAAGAACCUGGAUUCAGGGAUCUAAUGGCAAACAGAACCCACCAGGUCCCAAAUUAGAAUAAGAGGUCAUUCAUGUUGAUAUCAAAGAGAAAGCUUUUCAAAGAUUUUUUGUUCUUAUUGCUACUUAAACUUUAAUUAAAGUAAUUUACUAAGUGCACGUGGUCAUGUAAAUGUUCUUAUUGCAGCAUAAAGUCACACCUUGGGGUGAACAGUACUUAGAGUGAUUUCCAAUGUCUCAAACCUACUCAAAAUAGAUAGUGUAUAAACAAUAAAUAUAAAAUAUGAGUUUUUUGAGCCAGAACUUGUUUAUUAGUUACUCAGAACUUCUUUAGAGGCUGCCGAAUGGGAUAAAUUUGGAAACGUAACAUGAAGAAACUUCAAAAUGAGAGUUAACAAUUUGUAUACCUUCCAGAAGAGAAUGCAGAUGGAAUGUUUUUUAAACCAAGAACCACUGUGAAAAAAUGUCUUAUAGCCAUUCCAUAAAGACAGGGCUUGGGAAGAUGAAACAUCAUAGUUAGAAAGCCAACAUUGGAGUUAGGAUAUCUGAGUUCAAGUAUUGCCUCAGACACUUACUUGCUGUGUGAGCUGGGGGUAGUAAUGGUGGUGUUGGGUGAAGUUGUUUAAUCUUUCUAUGCCUUCAGAAAAUUUUUUACGAACUGAGAAGGUGCUGAUCUGUAUGUACAGAAAGAGUUUGCUCACUGGGAGUUCCCAAUAUGUCCCAAUAAAUCUGGUCUUACAAUUUUUUUUAUUAUCUGUAACCCUUGUAUUACAUACUUUUUUAUCAUUAUUGACAGAAAACGAAAUAGGAUUCAGAUUCUUCACUUACAACAGAAGAGAAUGGAGGUGUAGAAUUUAGGGAAUGAUGGGCACUGAUAAUAAACAAACUUUCUUUUUUGCACAAAAACAACUAUGAUCACUAUAAAGAAGGUAAGUAUUCUUUUAGGAGGUGACAUUAUAGGAUGUUUACUCCAGAAUAUUUUCUUCUAUGAGGACCAAAGAAGGAGUUCUGAUAAUGACAAUAGAUUUCACAUUUUUUUAUCCAAACCCAACACAGAUUUUCAUAUUGCCUAUAGACAUGCAACAUAUUUAAUCUCAAACAAAUGAUUUUUAAAACAAUUGUUGGGAUUUAUGUUCCAUACCCUUUAAGAGCUUAAACUAUGGCUCUAGUUGCAUGCAAAUAGAAUCUAUUUGAUUGUCCAGUUCUAAGUUAUAAAAGGUUUUUGUUACUUUUUUUUAAUGCUACUUAAGAUUGGUUAGGAUGUUGCAACUGUACAAAGAGAAGAAUAUACUUGGAACCUGCUGUGAAUGUCUGCAAGACUUGUUUAAUGAAUUGUCCAUAAUUGGAGAUAUACAGGUCCUCUUCUAGUCCCAACAUAAUUCUUUUCUGCAGUCACACAUAAAUGGGAAAAUGCAGCCAAUUAUCUGCCUAGUUAAAGUAGAAUUUGUUUUUCCCUUAUGUGUCUAAAGAAUUACAACAAAAGAACUUUCUUUGGUCUGAAUAAUUACUUUAAUUUUCAGCUUGGAUUUAUCAGUUGAUAUAUGUGUCUGCCAGAAUGAAUAAAGGAUUUAAGUAGGUCUUCCCUGGUAGUUCAUUUGGAAUUCUAAGAGAAGAUACCUUUCUUCUCUCCCUAUCAUUAGAAUUGAUAGAGUAAUAAUUGCAAAGUUGUAAACAUCACCAUAUUUCAACUAAUUUAGUUCAUUGUCCAGACUACCAUGAGAAACUAGGUCAUCUCAACUGAUGACAGCAAUGACAAUCAUAAAGUCUAUAAAAAUGUGAGCUUUGAAAGUCUUUUCUAUUAAGAACUGUACUUGGGUAUCAAUAGUCAAUGUCAAAUAUACUAAUUAUGAAGUUUUCAGUUAAUGUCAUUUCAUGGUUACAUUUUCCUCUAAAAAUACACAUCAAUUUCAGAAUUUUUUUCUUUACAUACUAAUAUAUGUGAUAUUUAACAGCU
Monodelphis domestica (gray short-tailed opossum) is the source of this 9566-nucleotide messenger RNA. RefSeq names its product synemin (gene SYNM). Gene Ontology annotation, molecular function: vinculin binding; intermediate filament binding; structural constituent of muscle. The record is from RefSeq and is a predicted model, not a curated record. Gene Ontology annotation, cellular component: neurofilament cytoskeleton; sarcolemma; intermediate filament. Lineage: Eukaryota; Metazoa; Chordata; Mammalia; Didelphimorphia; Didelphidae. Gene Ontology annotation, biological process: fast-twitch skeletal muscle fiber contraction; intermediate filament cytoskeleton organization.